Messenger RNA from Ixodes scapularis (black-legged tick), 927 nucleotides. Its product is annotated as neurogenic differentiation factor 1-like. The record is from RefSeq and is a predicted model, not a curated record. The coding region runs from base 2 to 817 and encodes 271 amino acids. NCBI's taxonomy places the organism in Eukaryota, Metazoa, Arthropoda, Arachnida, Ixodida, Ixodidae. Gene Ontology annotation, molecular function: protein dimerization activity. The transcript has 3 exons.
GAUGAAGGUCUCCCCAGGCCUCCUGUCCAGCCCCAACGGCGGCGACAGCAGCAGCAGCGGCAGCGCGGACCCCUGCGACUCGUCGUGCGGUCCCCGUCUGGCCAAGUUCCGGCAGCGCCGGCACAAGGCCAACGCCCGCGAGCGCCAGCGGAUGCACGGCCUCAACGCCGCCCUGGAGACCCUGCGACGCCACGUGCCCGUGGCCUGCGCGGCCGUCCCGGGCAACGGAGUCGCCGAGGCCCGGCUCGGGGGCGGCAGCCACCAUCGGCUGUCCAAGAUCGAGACCCUCCGACUGGCCCGCAACUACAUCGCGGCCCUGAGCGAGACGCUGCGCGCGGGCAGGCCCAUGAACGCCGUCGCAUUCGCCAGGCAUCUGGCCACGGGACUGUCGCAGGCGACCACGAACCUGAUCGCCGGCCAGCUCCAAGUAAGUCCCCGGUGUCUGGCGACGUCGCAGGCCUACACGUCGUUCUGCCCGUCGCCUACGUCGCCAUCGCCGAUCUGCAGUCCUUACCCAUACCCGCGGUCACCGGGGCAGCGGUCGCCGUCGCCCCCGUCUCCUCCAGCCGCGUACGUCACCGGACACGUCGGCCUCGUGCACAUCGUCGAAAGAAGCGCUCACCAUACAAGCCUCGGCAACGCCCGCGACGGUUUGCUCGCAGUGUCGGCGUCGGCGACUUCGACGGCGUCAGUCGUCGGCGCGGAGGACGACGCCGCGCCGGUGGUUCAACGACCACGCGUCUCGUCGGGGCGCCAGCAGCGCCUCCGCCCACCGCUGCGGGUGGGGCGUCUUCCGCCGCGUCGCGACCUUGACUGAGGCCAUCGGACAACAGACACGUACGGAGCCACGGAGCUUGCAGAUCACGUGCCGGAUACUCACUAAACUCCGUUUCACGUACUGACGGGCCGCAGAGAACGACGAUAUGA